Molecule: messenger RNA, 1265 nt
Organism: Cyprinodon variegatus (sheepshead minnow)
Lineage: Eukaryota; Metazoa; Chordata; Actinopteri; Cyprinodontiformes; Cyprinodontidae
Product: ribonuclease inhibitor-like
Exons: 6
Source: RefSeq, a predicted model, not a curated record
AUGACAUCACUGUUUGCUCAUCAUGUUUUAGUCUGUGUUUAUCAUCCAGAUUGUCUGAUUUCAUUAGAACUGACUCUAUUUCUCCUCUAAUCACAGACUUGGUGGCUGUUUUCUCUAUGAGGCUGAAUGUGAAGUUGUGGCCUCAGCUCUGAAGUUCAACCUUAAUCUGACUGAAGUGGAAAUAGACACGAUCUUUGGAGAUGGAUCCUUUGGAGACUCUGACAUGAAGCACCUGUGUGAGAUACUGGAGAGUUCAAUCUGCAAAGUGAAGAAACUGAGAUUGGAGGACUGUAGAUUAUCAGAGAUUAGCUGUGCUUCUCUGGGCUCAGCUCUGAAGUCUAAUCCAUCCCAUCUGACAGUACUGUUGCUGAGUGGAACCAACCUGGACCCUGGAAUGAAGGAGCUCAGUGGGUUUCUCCAGUCUCCCCUCUGCAAACUACAGACAUUGAGAUUGAUUGACUGCAGAUUUUCAGAGAUCAUCUGGGCUUCUCUGGGUUCAGCUCUGAAGUCUAAUCCAUCCCAUCUGACAGAACUGGACCUGGCAGGAAGCGACCUGGACCCUGGAAUGAAGGAGCUCAGUGGGUUUCUUCAGUCUCCCCUCUGCAAACUACAAACAUUGAGAUUGUGGGACUGCCAUUUGUCAGAGAUCAGCUGGGCUUCUUUGGGCUCAGCUCUGAAGUCUAAUCCAUCCCAUCUGACUGAACUGGAUCUGAACGGAACGAAGCUGGACCCUCAAAUGGAGGAGCUCAGUGGGUUUCUCCAGUCUCCCGACUGCAAACUACAGAUAUUGAUCUCUCUCUUCACCACGACAGACCUGUACUGCGCCGGCUUCACGGCAGACGCUGCGCCAAUCCGCCUGUCCAUCUCCCGCUCCCUUCUUCCCUCAUUCGUAAUGAACAAAAUUGGUAACAAAGGGCAGCCCUGGUGGAGUCCAAUUCUCACCGGAAACGAGCCUGACUUACUGGGCAAUGCGGACCAGACUCUGACACCGGUCAUGCAGGGACCGGACAGCCCGUAUCAAAGGGCCCGGCACCCCAUACUCCUGGAGAACCCCCCACAGAGCCCCCCGAGGGACACGGUCGAAUGCCUUCUCCAAGUCCACAAAGCACAUGUAGACUACAACAUCCAGGACCUUGAGGAACUCCGGGUGGAUCACAUCCACCCCCGGGGCCCUGCCACCGAGGAGCUUUUUUUACCACCUCAGCGACCUCGCCCACAGAGAUUGGAUAGCCCAGCCCACAGUCCCCAGGCCCAGCUUCCUCAAG